AUGGAAGGUGAAGAAGCAGUCGCUCGUCUCGUGGAGACCCCCCCAAAUGACGGGGAUGCCCAGGAGCUCCCGAAAGAGGGUGAAAAUGGAACCGAGGGAGCAGCAGCCGCAGAGGAGCUGGCUGGGACCAGGGAUGCAGGGGACAGAGAUGCCCCCCCGGGGCAUCUGCGGACGGACCAGGACAUGCCACGCUUGGACCACGGGGACGGUGGAACAGACGCUCUCCCGAAGCCCUCGGCUGCCUCGAUGGACAAGCAGAGGAGCACCGAGCUCUCGGCACUUGACAGCUUCCCCCUGAAGCACUCGAACACGCUGACGAACAGGCAGCGAGGCAACGAGGUCUCGGCCCUCCCAGCCACGCUGGACACGUUGUCCAUCCACCAGCUUGCUGCCCAAGGAGAGCUCAGCCAGCUGAAAGAGCACCUUCGCAAAGGGGAGAACUUGGUAAAUAAACCUGAUGAGAGAGGUUUCACGCCGCUGAUCUGGGCUGCAGCCUUCGGAGAGAUCGAAACGGUCCGUCACCUGCUGGAAUGGGGCGCUGACCCCCACGCGCUGGCGAAGGAGCGGGAGAGCGCCCUGUCCCUGGCCAGCAUGGGCGGCUACACCGACAUCGUCAUCAUGCUGCUGGAGAGGAACGUGGACAUCAACAUCUACGACUGGAACGGCGGCACUCCUCUGCUCUACGCCGUGCGCGGCAAUCACGUCAAGUGUGUCGAGGCCCUACUAGCUCGUGGCGCCGACCUGACGACGGAGGCGGAUUCUGGCUACACCCCGAUGGAUCUGGCCGUGGCGCUGGGACACAAGAAAGUCCAACAGGUUAUCGAAAAUCACAUCCUCAAGCUAUUUCAGAAAAAGGGGCUGGAGUGACGCGGCGGCUCGCGCUGCGCU
This is a messenger RNA of Charadrius vociferus (killdeer), 888 nucleotides long. It is a transcript of the gene RFXANK, whose product is annotated as regulatory factor X-associated ankyrin-containing protein. NCBI's taxonomy places the organism in Eukaryota, Metazoa, Chordata, Aves, Charadriiformes, Charadriidae. Gene Ontology annotation, molecular function: protein binding. The record is from RefSeq and is a predicted model, not a curated record. Gene Ontology annotation, biological process: regulation of transcription by RNA polymerase II. Gene Ontology annotation, cellular component: nucleus. The transcript has 9 exons. Bases 1 to 867 code for a protein of 288 amino acids.